CCUACAUCUUGGCUUCUUUCCGGACGUACAUGUACAACCAAAAAUCUAUCUCUUUGGGUACGAGGUCAUUGACAGCGUUCCACACUGCUGUCAUUCAACAUUGUUCUAGCGUCUCGCCGACCUGUAUAUAAUUGUGCCUGGCGAAGAACCUUUGUUCCUUUUACGAGACGACCCAUUACACUAGACCGGCGUAGAAUCAUGUCAACCUCGACGGGAUUGAAAAAGGGAGAAUUUAUCGCCAGCCUAGACUGUGGGACGACAUCCACACGCUUUAUAAUCUUUGACGAAUAUGCCAAGAUUGUCGCUGUUCAUCAAACUGAAUUUGAACAGAUCACACCCCAUGCAGGAUGGCAUGAACAGCGUCCGGAGGAUCUUGUGACGGCUACAAAGACCUGUAUCAGGAGAGCGGUAGAGAAACUGGAGGAGAAGGGAUGGGAUAAGAGCAGUAUCAAGGGGAUGGGCAUCACCAAUCAGCGUGAGACGACUGUCUGUUGGUCAAGGACGACCGGCAAAUCAUUAUGCAACUGUAUAGUCUGGGACGACACCCGAACGACCAGUGUCGUCCGAGCCUUCACCCAUAAACUGGAAGAAGAGGGCAUUGAGAUAGAUGAGGAAGUCGAUGUGGACGUCGAAAUCUCGCACGUCGAGCAUGCGGCUGCAGCAGACGGAGACACGAUGGGUAAUGGCGUCCGAGAAGAGGCAUUCGCAGAGCAUGGCGAGAUACAGCACGGAGGAGGUGGAAGAGUCAUGAACAUGAUGGGGAAAGCCAUGCAGAAUCUGGGACUGGGCGGCAGAGGGAAGCCUGUCAUUGCCAAGAGCAGGAGAAAAGGAAUGGAUGGACUGGUGGACAUAACUGGAAUCCCCUUAUCGACCUACUUUUCAGCUGUAAAGCUGCGAUGGAUGCUGGAUCACUAUCUGGAAGUGCGCGAAGCUCACGAGUCAGACGAUCUGAUGUUUGGGACCGUGGACUCGUGGCUGGUCUAUAAUUUAACUGGAGCAGUGGAAGGCGGAAUUCACAUAAUGGAUGUGACAAACGCUUCCAGAUCACUCCUCAUGUCCAUUCAAGAUCUUACUUGGCACCCUCCUCUACUUCGAUUUUUCGAAUUCCGCCCGUCCAUUCUCCCACGUAUCGUCUCAUCAUCCGAGGUCUACGCCAAGAUAUCCUCAGAGGCAGAAACGCCCCUGACAGGCAUUCCAAUAGCCGGUAUCGUGGGAGACCAACAGGCUGCGCUAGUAGGCAACAAGUGUCUCAAGCGCGGAGAGGCGAAAAAUACCUAUGGAACUGGGAGCUUCGUACUCUUCAAUACUGGCGAAAAGGUCGUCAGGAGUCAAAGUGGACUCAUCUCCACCGUGGCAUUUCAGACUGGACCUCACGCGAGGCCGGUCUACGCUUUGGAGGGACCAAUAGCCGUCGCGGGAUCAGCCAUCAAAUGGCUUCGAGACAAUGUUAAUCUCAUCAAUGACGCAUCCGAGAUGGACAAACUUGCAGGAUCGGUGGACCAUACCGGCGGAGUCUACUUCGUGACUGGGUUUAGUGGACUGUUAGCGCCGUAUUGGGACCAGGAGGCGACAGGUGCAUUGAUAGGCCUGACCUCUUACACCACUUCUGCACACAUCGCCAGAGCGACUCUCGAAGCGAUGUGUUUCCAGACGCGCGCCGUUUUGGAUGUGAUCGAGAAGGAGAGUCGGCAGAAACUAGACACGCUUAAGGUUGAUGGAGGAGUGACGAAUUCAGAUCUGGCGAUGCAGAUCCAAGCGGACAUUGGCAAUUUCAAAGUCUCUCGACCCGCCAUGCGAGAAUCUACAGCUCUUGGUUCAGCGCUUCUCGCUGCUCACGCGUUAGGACUGUUCGGAUGGGAUCUCAAUCGCCCAGAGACCCUCUCCAAAGUCAACACGGCAGGAGUGGAUGUCUUUGAACCUCGACUUACGGAUCAAGAGCGGACCAGGAUGUACUAUGGCUGGGACAAAGCUGUGGAGAGGGUGAGGAGCUGGUACACUAUACAGGAGGAAGAUGAGGCGGAGCAGAGGUUCGAGAAGGAGAGUGGGCUGCAGUAGGGAUGGUUAUUCCCAGAGCUAGCACUUGAUUAUGACAGAUGUUCUGGAUCUCACGUCGGAGGAACUUCAUUGGAUCCUAGCGCGACCUCCUUGCAGACAGAA
This is a messenger RNA of Kockovaella imperatae, 2157 nucleotides long. RefSeq lists its product as hypothetical. The coding region runs from base 199 to 2055 and encodes 618 amino acids. Lineage: Eukaryota; Fungi; Basidiomycota; Tremellomycetes; Tremellales; Cuniculitremaceae. Gene Ontology annotation, molecular function: glycerol kinase activity. The record is from RefSeq and is a predicted model, not a curated record. The transcript has 11 exons. Gene Ontology annotation, biological process: triglyceride metabolic process; glycerol-3-phosphate biosynthetic process; glycerol metabolic process. Gene Ontology annotation, cellular component: mitochondrion.